Messenger RNA from Symbiodinium sp. CCMP2592, 1266 nucleotides. The record is from the annotation of a GenBank genome assembly. NCBI's taxonomy places the organism in Eukaryota, Dinophyceae, Suessiales, Symbiodiniaceae.
AUGGGUCCGAUGAAGAAACCAGCUGCUGCUGUGAUGAAGAAGCCCAGCGGCAAGACUGACGCAGAGCCGAAUGAGACAAUGGAAGAGGAGCCCCAGGAGGAAGCAUGCGAACACCCGGAGGAAGAGGACGCCGAAGAUGAUGCUUGUGUGGACCCUGAUGAGAAGCUCGCGAAGAAGCCUACGAAGCACCCGUUCACCUUGAAAAACGUGAAAAAGCACGAUGAUCUGAUGUCGACGAGAGGGUGGUCCGGCUCUGAGCUCUUUGAGUGCUUCCGGAAAAUGCCGUCUUCGGAGCAGCAAGCAAUGUGGAAGCUCUUCGAACGUUCCCGUCGCUCGAGCAACUGCGACGAGGCCUACAAGGCCAUGACGAAUGGUGCUGGAUCCAGAUCCAAGCAGCAGAAGAUGCUGCGAGGAUGGAUGGAGGACGGUUUCAACGUUGGCAGCUCCUACAGACAAGCUGUGUUGCAGUUCGAGGCCUUGGACAAACACAAAGUGGACGUCAAUUGGCUGAGCUGGAAGCAGGUUACCGAUCGCUUCGGGCGAAAGGAAGCCCUGCAGCGACUGCAGAAUGGAAGCCUCAAGUUCCGACGGUCCCCCACGGAUGAGAAACUUGAGAGCUUCUCGCAUAAGAACACAAAGCGGAGGAAGACUGAAGUCGAGACAAAGGGUGGCAAGGUGGACAAGAAGAUGUUGCGAGACAUGGAGAACUUGGCAAUCGAGGACAUCGACGCCGACGAUUGGAAGAUGGGCGAAGGCAACUUGGAGGAGGCUCUGGACACGAUGGAGCUCGACAAGGCCGUGAAGGACAUAGUGUUGAAGAAAAUCACCAGGGCUACUUCGCAGCAGGGAUCCGCCUCAUCCGCCUCCGACACGUCGAGCACUGAGGACGAGAGUGAUAAGAAGAAGAAGAAGAACAAGUCGACCCGAGCCGCCUUGGAUGAUUUGGAGAAGAAUUCGCAGCUGGCAGACACGGACGGCAAGCCCGAGUUCAAGCACAAGAUGGCCUCGUUUGAGAAAGCCAUGACCACGGACCUGGAGUACUUCAAGGGCCUGUCCUCAUCCGACUCCAACGAGCAGCUGUUUAUCGACGGUGCCCGGAAGGCCUUGGACAAGGCUAUGAAGGGCCUGGCUCAGGCGAAGAAGUCACUCAAGAUGGAAGAUGUCAAGACGGCAUUGAUGGCGAGCUUUGAUGCCCUCAAGAAGAGCAAGACGGCGAAGACAUUUUGCCAAUCCUCGUGUGUGAAGAGGAAGUCGUCCAAGGAUUGA